AUGCGCGAGGCUGCAGAGCGGAGGCAGCAGCUAGAGUUGGAGCAUGAGCAAGCCUUGGCUGUACUCAAUGCAAAGCAGCAGGAAAUUGACCUUCUGCAGAAGGCUCAGGUUGAGGCUAAGAAGGAGCAUGAGGGCGCCGUCCAUCUGUUAGAGGCAAAAGUCAGAGAGCUGGAGGAGAAAUGUCGGACACAGAGUGAGCAGUUCAACCUCCUGUCCAAAGAGCUGGAGAAGUUCCGGCUACAGACUGGAAAGUUUGAUAUCCUUGGCAGUGGCACCGAUCCCUUAAUAGCCCGUGAAACCCCCGGAUCUCCCAACAAAUCCCUCUCCCAGCUCCUCAACGGGCUGGCUGCCCCCACAGUGAAAGGCAAUGAGAGUCCGCUGAGCAGAUCUGUGAUCUCUGAGUUCAUCCGACCGCACCAGAUCAGUGGGGACAAGCCGGAGCUCCUGUCUGUAAAGCCAACAUUCCUCACCCGCAGCAGUAGCCGAGCUGGGAGCUCCCAACAGAUGGACAAAGAACUAAGCUCAACGACUAGGACCAAGAAGAGGUUCACAGGCAAGGUCCGUCUGUGCAUCGCCCGGUACAGUUAUAACCCCUGUAAUGGGCCCAAUGAGCAUCCUGAGGCAGAGCUCCCCCUGGUGGCAGGGAAGUACCUCUACGUGUACGGCACCAUGGAUGAUGACGGCUUCUAUGAAGGAGAGCUGCUGGAUGGACAGCAGGGCCUCGUCCCUUCCAACUUUGUGGACUUUGUUAAGGAUGAGGAGAUGCCCUCUGCUCAGCACAGGGACGGGGCCAAAGAGUCAGGCUACCUCAGUAGUAACCACAGCAGCCUGGGCUCCACAGGGCUGGGCAGCAUCAGCCUGGGCAUGGACUUUCUGGGCUCCAUGGGUUCCUGCAGUAACGGGACGGGGACCCUGGAUGUCAGCAUUGACGAGAUUGGUGAAAACAUCGUGCCUUACCCUCGCCGCAUCAAUCUGAUCAAACAGCUGGCCAAGAGUGUGAUCGUGUGCUGGGACCCACCGGUGGUGCCGCCCGGCUGGGGCUCCAUCAGUGGCUACAACGUCCUGGUGGACAAGGAGGUGAGGAUGAGCGUGCCUUUUGGAGGCAGGACAAAGUCGCUCAUUGAAAAGCUCAACCUGGCCACCAACACCUACCGCAUCUCGGUGCAGAGCAUCACGGAGCAAGGCCCGUCUGACGAGCUACGCUGCACUCUGCUGGUGGGGAGGGACGUGGUGGUGGCUCCUUACUACCUGAGGGUGGACAACAUCACACAGACCUCUGCUGAGCUCUCCUGGCAGCCUAGCAACAGCAACUACAGCCACACCAUCUUCCUGAAUGGGGCUGAGUAUGACAUGGUGAAGGCAGGGGCCUACAAGUACCAGUUCUUCCAACUGAAGCCCAUGACCGUUUACAAGGUGAAGGCUGUGGCGCGGACACACCAGAUGCCUUGGCAGCUGCCCUUGGAGCACAGGGACAAGAGGGAGAUCUCUGUGGAGUUCUGCACCCAGCCUGCAGGUCCUCCCUUCCCUCCCCAGGAGGUGCAGGUCCAGUUGGGCCAGAACCCUGGGGUGCUGCAGGUACGAUGGAAGCCCCCCCUCCUCACCCCCACUGGAACCUCCAACGGAGCCAACGUGAUUGGCUAUGCCGUGUGCACAAAGGGACAAAAGAUAGCGGAGGUGAUGUACCCUACGGCAGACUAUGUGACAGUGGAGCUGAACAGGAUCCAGUGUCUGGAGGCCAGGGAGGUCAUUGUCAGGACGUUAUCAGCAGAAGGAGAGUCUCAGGACUCGCCCGUGGCCACCAUACCGCACAAUAUCCUGGGGCCUCCCCCCCCUCACCCCCACCCCCAACACCAGCCUUACCCCACGUCUAAGCCCAAACUAGUAAGUGCCAGAGAGUCAGAAACCAAAGAGCAUGAGGCAGGCCUGCUGCCUGGCCCGCCCUGGGAACGCUCCCUCUCGCCCCUCCCUCCUCCAAUGUGUGGACACACUCUGGAGCCGCCCCACUUCCAGGGGCGUCGUUCACCCUCUCCUCAGAGGAUCCUGCCCCAGCCUCAGGGAGCCCCCAUCCCCAACACCAUCGCCAAGGCCAUGGCCAGGGAAGCUGCACAGAGAGUGUUCGCUGAGAGUAACCGGAUUGAGAAGAGGAACAUCUUCAGUGAGCGGAGCAUAAACUCUGAUGAGGAGGAGGAUAGUUAUGACUCUCCCCACACCAGGAGGAGAGGGGCUUCUGUGGACGAGUUCCUCAGAGGCUCUGAACUAGGGAGACGGCACCACUACAGCCACAGUGAAGAUUACCAGACAGAGAGCAGCCGCGGCUCAGACCUGUCUGACAUCAUGGAGGAGGACGAGGACGACCUGUACUCUGAGAUGCAGCUGGAGGAGGGCCGUCGACGCAGCAUCAACUCUCACAACACUCUCAAGAUUAUAGGGAACUCCCCCUCCCAUGGAUGCUCCCAUGGCGACCGACUGAACCAUUCAGGGAGGAGGCCGGUCCACGGUGGCAACCCCCCACAGCGACGGCCCAUGAUGGUUCCUUCCAUUGAUGGGUACGGCGGGCAGGGCCGCGGGCGCCGGUCGCCAGAAUACUACGAAGAACCAGAGGACCUGGCGCGUAUAUUUGUGGCCCUGUUUGACUACGACCCUCUGUCCAUGUCCCCCAACCCUGAUGCUGCUGACGAGGAGCUGCCCUUCAAAGAGGGCCAGAUCAUCAAGGUGUUUGGGGAUAAGGACACGGAUGGUUUUUACAGGGCAGAGAUCCGUGACCGUCCAGGUCUGAUCCCCUGUAACAUGGUGUCAGAGAUCCAGACUGAGGAUGAUGAGAUGAUGGACCAGCUACUCAAACAGGGCUUCCUCCCACUCAACACUCCUGUAGAGAAAUUAGAGAGGAACAGGCGGAGUGGGCGUCAGCACCCCUCGUCCACACGUAGAAUGGUGGCCCUGUAUGACUACGACCCCAGGGAGAGCUCCCCCAACGUGGAUGUGGAGGCUGAACUGACAUUCUGCGCUGGUGACGUCAUAACAGUUUUUGGUGAAAUUGAUGAAGAUGGGUUUCAUUAUGGCGAGCUCAAUGGACACAAAGGUCUUGUUCCCUCCAACUUCCUAGAAGAAGUGCCUGAUGAUGUUGAGGUUUUUCUCACUGAUACUCCAUGUGGAGAUUCUCGUUACCCGCAGGACGCUGCAGCGCGGAUAAAGACCAAAAGGGUUCCGUUGGAAAAAUCGAGUCCGCCCAGAAGAGCUGCCUACCCCAAAGUGCGCCAACACAUCCCCGGCACUGGCCCUGCUAUCGUGGGGCCUGGCAGUCCCAUCAGGGGCCCCCACGACUUGUCCUCCAAAAAGAAAAAGGGACUGCUCUCCAAAGGGAAGAAACUAUUGAAAAGACUUGGCACUGUAAAAUAA
Molecule: messenger RNA, 3396 nt
Organism: Salvelinus namaycush (lake trout)
Lineage: Eukaryota; Metazoa; Chordata; Actinopteri; Salmoniformes; Salmonidae
Product: RIMS-binding protein 2-like
Exons: 20
Coding region: 1-3396 (1131 amino acids)
Biological process (GO): neuromuscular synaptic transmission
Molecular function (GO): protein binding
Source: RefSeq, a predicted model, not a curated record